This is a messenger RNA of Priapulus caudatus, 730 nucleotides long. RefSeq names its product microcephalin-like. Gene Ontology annotation, biological process: mitotic cell cycle. The transcript has a single exon. Bases 297 to 680 code for a protein of 127 amino acids. NCBI's taxonomy places the organism in Eukaryota, Metazoa, Priapulida, Priapulimorpha, Priapulimorphida, Priapulidae. The record is from RefSeq and is a predicted model, not a curated record.
AGGAGUUCAAACCCUCGGCCGCCCGAAAACCACGCCGAUACGCUGAGAAGAGUUCUGCCGCAAAUGCGUCCGGCGUUGCCGCGAAGCAACGGCCGCAGCGGUGGAAGACCAGUAGUCAGAGCAGCAGCAGCAGCAGCUGCAGCAGCAUCAUCGUCCUGACGAGUCUUGACGCGAGCGAGUAGGAGCUGGUCAUCGUGAUCGUCAGCAAGCUCGGCCGCUUCCGUCUCCGCGACGACGUUGGCUGCGACACGACGCACGUCGUCUGCGGUCGCGAGCGCCGCACGCUGAACGCGCUCAUGGCGAUCGCGCGCGGAUGCUGGGUCGUCUCCGUUGCGUGGGUGCUCGAGUCGCUCGAGUCUGGCGCAUGGCUCGCCGAGACACCCUACGAGUGCGUCGCGUGGUUCCCGGCCGCCUGGCUUGCGUGCGCCGAGUGGGAAGCGGCCGGCGGUGGCGACCGCUACCGGCAGGCGGUGUUUGCGCAGUGUGGCCGUGUUCACAUUGGCAACAUGGACGCUCCAGAAGAGAAGAUGGUCACCCUGCUACAGCAGUGCGGGGCGGAGGUAACCGCGUGCCAUCGCAAGGCCGACGUCUGUGUUGGCGGGCGGACGAGCAAUGUUAUGCUCAAAUGUUUAAAUAUGCAUUUUCGACAUUUUAAUAAAUUUUUAUUGAAACCAGAAUAAUUAAUAGUACAAUCUUUUUCAUUCAAAAAUGCCCAGCCCACACACUGAUA